Messenger RNA from Radiomyces spectabilis, 1077 nucleotides. RefSeq lists its product as uncharacterized. The transcript has a single exon. Lineage: Eukaryota; Fungi; Mucoromycota; Mucoromycetes; Mucorales; Radiomycetaceae. The record is from RefSeq and is a predicted model, not a curated record. Bases 270 to 989 code for a protein of 239 amino acids.
CUUUUUAUUGUUCCUCCCUUUCGCUUGCAAUUAUUCAUAUCAAGCAAGCUUUCAUGAGAUGACAGGUGUGCCAUUGUCCCGAAAAGGGGAUAUGUAGUUGAUCAAUAAACAGGGAGAAAAGUGGCUUCUGACAAGCCACGUUUUACUGCUAUCGGCAAUCUCACGAAAGGGAGGGUUUUGUAUGAAAAGUAUAUAUGGAGCCCACCUUCUGAGAUGGGGUUUUCUACUUUUUUACUUUUUGAUUAUUUUAUUUAUUCCUAGGCCACAUCAUGCGUUUCAAUCUUAUUUCGCUCGGCAUUGCUGUUGUCGCUAUCUCUGCUGUGUAUGCCGAAGACAAUGACGAUAAUGAAAGACCGUACAUGAGAGCAAAUAGAGGUUACUCGCGACAUUGGGAAAUCAAACACAAUACGCCUCCUCUCUUGACACUGGGUCAACCUCCCAGCAACAGCGCCGCCGGUACCCCACCUCCUCCCGCUUUGCCACUCGGCAAUUUGAUUCAAGCCGCCGUUUCCAACAACGGUGAAGGUAUUGCUUUUACCAAUCCUGAAGAAGGCGACACCUACGUACGCAAUGUCGAACAGCACAAGCAUAUCAGUGGCAGCGGCAAGAAUACCGAUUCCGUUGUUCAGGUGGCCAAGAAGAAACGCGGUCUGGCGGAUCUGUUAGCCAGCCUGCGCACAGGAAAAAUAUCCGGCUUUCAAUCGGGUCCUUCUGCAGACGGUUCUGGCAAGAUGGUGUCUCCCGCAGCACUCGCCCUUAACUUUCCUGACAACACAAAUAAUUUGCUGACCCGCCGUUCGUCUGUUCCUCUGGAAAAGCGUCUGAAAAUUGCUAAUGGGCUCUUGACACCAAGUGAAGACGGUUACAAGCCCGCAAGCAUGCUUUCCAGCGAAUUUUAUGAACCAACGGAACCGCAAGAAGCUCAAGAAGCUCAAGAAAUUCAAGAAUCAUCCUAUAUUCCCAACAAUCUUCUUGCAUUAGCCCUCUAAAUAUGUUUCUCAACUCGAAUGCACUCACAUGCGUUUGACACGUAUGAUUACACUGUUUUGUGGCCCGCUCUUUUUCUUUAAAGUUCGU